ACUCACCAAUCCCUCUACACUGUUGCAAUUACCUCCCUCGUCCAUCACCAUCCAUCACCUAACCCAUCCAGACUCCUCUUGUUCCCAAAGAACCCCACUCUUCACCGAAGUGUCUCUCUAGCACUAAGCCAGAUAGAAUGUCAAGAUGUUUGGACUCAUAUGGGAAAGUUAUAGGCGGCUGAUGCAAAGAUAUUUCCUUAAAACCAGCGUCACAACAAAAUCCUGAUUAGAGAUUCCAAAGUUCUUCAUAUAUCAACCAAAAUUUCCCAAUUAUGUACAAAUAGUGUCUCUCUAGUAAGUCAUACCCCUCAUAUGCUCAGGAUGAUAUCCUCAAGCUCUUUCUAUAAGACAUCACUCUUCUUUCAUCCAAACAUAUCUUAGUUUUUGCUGAAAAUUUCAGAAAAUUUUCUUUAAAGAGAUUUCCAGAAAAUGUUUGCAAAAAACUGAUGAGCCAAUGAACAUCAUAAGUAUAUGCUGUUUGUAUUGAGAAAGGAAGGCUUCUAACCCAUCCAGCUGAUAUAAUGCCGCAUCUGAUCUCAUUCGAUAAACGAAAUCUGACAUUUUGCUUAAAUAUUAAGAAUUGUUAAUAUUUUAGCAGAAAAGAAGACUCAGAAGCAUGAAUAACGUUUUAAAUAAUAAAUUGAUCUAUAUCUGAUCUCCCUCUACUGAAGAAAGCUUAAUAAGUCCCAAUAAAAUCCAUUCCUAUGAAGACCAAGGAAUAAACUGAAGGCUAACCCAGGAUAGGUUAACAAUAAUUAUGAGAACAAUGAAAAAUAACCAGAGUGCUGAAAAAUAAAACAAUAAUAAUUAUAGAAGGCUAUUGGUAUUACAGUUAGCUUCGCUAAAGUAUGAAGCAAUUCUUGAAUGAGCUCUUGGCUAAAGGCUAUAUUCUCACCUAACGAUCACAAGUUAUAAAUUGCUAUGCUUCAAAGAAUAAAGAUAUUUUGCUCAGUUUAUGAAAAUAAUGCUAAAUUUUUCAAAAGCUUAAGCCAAACUUCAUUAUGAUAUCAGAUAAAUGAUAUUUUGAAUAACAACAUGCUCUUGGCUAAGUAACUGAUCAUACGUGGAUUAUAUAAGAAGAAAAUAUUCAAAUUAACCAUAAUAAAAAAUGCAAAACAAAGAUAAUCUUAAGUCUUCAAAAAUUGCGAAGAGCUGGAAUUUAGAUUGAGAACACAUGUUCAAAUACAAAGCAGAUUGUUUUAAAGAAUCCUAUAUCAAUACUGUUGCUCAUCCACUAAAAGAUAAAAAUGAAAAUAAAGAAAAUGGAUUAGAGUUAGGAGACAUUGUAACAAUGACUUUAUUAAUUCAGAAUACAGCCACUGAUAAUAUAUAAUUAAUUUUUUGGCUUUUCAUUGAGUGACAAAGCAAUGAAGCUCAGAUUCAAAAACUCAUAAAGGCCUAGAUCUUCAAUACCAAGUUUGAUCGAAGAGUCAUAUCUAAAGUCUAUUGUUGCACAAUAACACAAAUCCC
This is a messenger RNA of Moneuplotes crassus, 1470 nucleotides long. The record is from the annotation of a GenBank genome assembly. NCBI's taxonomy places the organism in Eukaryota, Ciliophora, Spirotrichea, Euplotida, Euplotidae.